Rhizophagus irregularis DAOM 181602=DAOM 197198 is the source of this 1660-nucleotide messenger RNA. The record is from RefSeq and is a predicted model, not a curated record. Lineage: Eukaryota; Fungi; Glomeromycota; Glomeromycetes; Glomerales; Glomeraceae.
AUUAUUCUUAUCCUUAUUUCAGUUUUAAUAUCGAAAAAAAAUUUCUUUUUAAUUGUUAUUUUUUUUUUUAAAAAAAAAAAAAAUAAAACAAAUAAAAUAAAUUAUGAAAAAAUACCUAACGUAAUCCGCACGCAAUCGCAGUAAUUUGAUAUAAGGCUGAAUUUGGAAUUGCUAAUCAACGCACCUGACGUCCUGACGUCCUGACGCACAGACACUUUCCAAUAUAAAGAUAUACAGUAUGUAGAUCACUAGAUAAAUAUAUAAAAUCAGGCCCGAUAUCAAGAUAUUAUUAUGAUUUUAUUGAGGAUCAUCACAUAAAUAAAUAAGAUUUCCACACUGUGUAACUGCAGAAACAGGAAAUUUUUUUCUUUUUUUCCCCUCUCAAAAAAAAAGAAGAAAAAGAAAAAAAUCAAUUAUAAUGGAUGAGGACAAUUUUUUACCAAAAUUAUCACAAAAUUUACUCAAAAUUUUGGAUAAUGAUGAUGAUGAAUAUUAUGAUAUUACUAUUGAAGUUGGUAAUGACCCUUACGUAAAAGUAUUCCGUGCUCACAUGGUCAUCUUAAAUUAUCGUUCUGAUUAUUUACGAAGAAUUUUGUCAACAAAUAAAAAGAAAAAUGAUGAAACUUUGGUACAUAUUAAAUUACCAAAUAUCUCACCUGAAAUUUUUCAAAUAAUUUUAAGAUAUAUUUACGGAGGGAAACUUUCUUUGAAGGAAUGUGACACUUCAGAUAUUAUUAAAAUCUUGAUCUCCGCUAAUGAGCUUAAUCUUCAAGAAUUAGUCAGUUACUUACAACUUUAUAUAAUUAAAAAUAAUGAAAAUUGGAUGGAAGAAAAUUUUAAUCUCGUAUAUCAAACAAGUUUUGAAAAUAAUUCUUUCUUGGAACUUCAAAAUUAUUGCGUAGACUUAAUUUCAAAAGGACCAGAUAAGAUUCUUAAAUCAAUGAAUUUCUCUUCAAUUCCGGAAAAACUUUUAAUUUCAAUUGUUCAAAAUAAUAAUUUUCAAAUGAGCGAAAUUCAAGUUUGGAAAUAUGUGAUUAAAUGGGGACUUGCGCAGAAUCCUGAACUUCCUACUGAUCCUGCAAUCUUUUCAAAAGAAGAUUUCAAUGUAUUAAAGAAUACUUUACAACAACUCAUUCCUUUUAUUAAAUUUAGUAAUAUAAGUUCUAGAGAAUUUUCUGAAGAAGUAUUACCUUAUAAGAAAAUUUUACCAAAGGAAUUUUACAAGGAUUUAUUGAAAAAAUUUUUAAAUUUACAUCCUGAUAGUAAACCAUCCGACGACUUGAAAAGUAUUGAUCAUCCUGAUGGCAAACUAACUGAUAACUUGAAAAGUAUUGAUCAUCCUGAUAGCAAACUAACUGACAACUUGAAAAGUAUUGAUCAUCCUGAUACAAACUAACUGACAACUUGAAAAGUAUUGAUCAUCCUGAUAGCAAACUAACUGAUAACUUGAAAAGUAUUGAUCAUUCUGAUAGCAAACUAACUGAUAACUUGAAAAAUAUUGAUUCAAAAAUUAUUACGGUUCAACAUGCUGAAUUAAUUUCAAAAUGGAUUGAUAAAUUAGAUGUGACAGAUAAGCCAAAUUCUUUAUAUGAAUUCAAAUUAAUUUUUCGUGGAUCUCGGGAUGGGUUUGCAUCUAAUGAAUUCCAUAAGAUAUGUGAUG